Molecule: messenger RNA, 4896 nt
Organism: Eleginops maclovinus (Patagonian blennie)
Lineage: Eukaryota; Metazoa; Chordata; Actinopteri; Perciformes; Eleginopidae
Product: voltage-dependent calcium channel subunit alpha-2/delta-4-like
Exons: 40
Coding region: 458-3745 (1095 amino acids)
Cellular component (GO): voltage-gated calcium channel complex
Molecular function (GO): voltage-gated calcium channel activity
Source: RefSeq, a predicted model, not a curated record
UGGAAGCGAGCGACUGCAAAAUCUGACGCACACUGCCGGCUUCAUGUCUUCCUAAAUUUCUGCUGGAAAAUUAACCCGAGUCUGGUUUCAUGAAGAGCAAUUUAAAAAACUCUUUCCAUGGAGAAGCCAAGAAGGACUACUUUUAAUCCAUGACCUGAAGACUUCCUUUAUCUUCUUGCACCAAAAACUAGAGUCUAGAUCUCCACCAUCACUUCAAAAAUCAGGGAGUUUCCUGUAAGAGGAUGAGAAGAUAAAACCUGAGGAAGAUGCCUACAGCCGGACAGAUUCAUCCAGGAAUGCCGGAGAGCAUUCAGGGUCAGAAAGCCAUCGCCGUGACCCUCGUCUUCCUCACCUCCUCUCUUUAGCCAACAUGAGGAAGCCGUUUCCUACACACUCUCUUCUUCUGAGAUCCUCCGGAAGUCUCUGAAGAGCUGUUAGGGUUGAAGAUUUCUGCAGGAUGGAGGGAACUCGGAAGGUCCUGGGAAUUCUGGGAUUUCUCUGCCUGUGGAUUACAGCUCAGGCUCAGAUGAAGAUCCCACCGGAGACGGUGCAGCAGUGGGCGUCUGUGUUUUCCGUUCAGCUGCGAGAAUUAACCACCAAAUACUCUGGCUCCCAGCUGCUGCAGAAAAAACUGAAGGACGUGGAGUCCAUCGUUAAGAUGGUGGAUCUGAACGGGAACGACCUGGUGAAGGAUUACUCUGACGAGAUCGAGCGAAUGUUGGGGAGCAAGAUGAAGUCGGUGAAGAGGUUGGCGGAGUCUGCAGAGGACGCUGACCUGUACCACGAGUUCAACGCCACAUUACAGUUUGAUUACUAUAACUCGAUGCUGAUAAACUCAGUGGACGAGGACGGGAACAGUCCGGAUAUGGGCUCUGAGUUUCCUCUGGAGGAGAACGAGCACUUCAACAACCUGCCGGUCAACAUGCUGCUGAGCGACAUCCAGGUGCCCACCAACGUCUACAACAAAGAUCCGAACAUCCUGAAUGCGAUCUAUAACUCGGAGGCGCUGAACGAUGUUUUCAUCAGUAACUUCCUGAAAGAUCCCACGCUCACCUGGCAGUUCUUCGGCAGCUCCACCGGGUUCUUCCGGAUCUUUCCCGGUAUUAAAUGGACUCCAGACUCUAACGGUGUUGCUGCUUUCGACUGCAGGAACAGAAACUGGUACAUCCAGGCCGCCACGUCUCCCAAAGACAUCAUCAUCAUGGUGGACAUCAGCGGCAGCAUGAAGGGUCUGAAGAUGACGAUUGCAAAACACACCAUCAACACCAUCCUGGACACACUGGGGGAGAAUGACUUUGUCAACGUCAUCGCUUACACAGAUUACGUGCGCUACGUGGAGCCGUGCUUCAAAGGAACCCUGGUGCAGGCUGACCUGGACAACAGAGAGCACUUUAAGCAGCUGGUGGACGAGCUGCACGUGAAGGGAGAGGCGAAGAUCAACAAGGCCAUGAAGGAGUCCUUCAAGAUCCUCAACGAGGCGAGGAUGAAGGGGCAGGGCUCCAUGUGUAACCAGGCCAUCAUGCUGAUCACUGACGGAGCCAUGGAGGACUUCCAGGCUGUCUUCGAGGAGUUCAACUGGCCCGAGCGCAGGGUGCGAGUGUUCACCUACCUGAUCGGCAGAGAGAUGACCUUCGCUCAGAACACAAAGUGGAUCGCCUGCAACAACAAAGGUUACUACACACACAUCUCCACGCUGGCCGACGUGCAGGAGAACGUGAUGGAGUAUCUGCACGUCCUCAGCCGGCCGAUGGUCAUCAACCACGACCAUGACAUCAUCUGGACCGAGGCCUACAUGGACUCUGUGCUUCCCAACACCAUGGAGCUGUUCACCACCAAGGCUCAGAGUCUGCUGAUGAUGACCUCUGUGGCCAUGCCGGUGUUCAGCAAGAAGAAGGAAACGCUGUCUCACGGCAUCCUGCUGGGUGUGGUCGGCACCGACAUCCCCCUGAUGGAGGUGAUGAAGCUCGCUCCCAGAUACAUGCUGGGUCCUCACGGCUACGCCUUCCUCAUCACCAACAACGGCUACAUCCUGGCGCACCCCGACCUCCGACCUCUGUACAAAGACGGGAAGAAGCUGAAGCCGAAGCCGAACUACAACAGUGUGGACAUGUCUGAGGUGGAGUGGGAGGACACAGACGAGACGCUGAGGACGGCGAUGGUGAGGGGAGAGACGGGCAGCAUGAGACUGAGCGUCAGAGCUUCAGUGGAUAAAGCGAAACGCCCUCUGUUCCUCGUUAACGAUUACUUCUACACAAACAUCGAUGAAACACCUUUCAGCUUCAGCAUGGUGCUGACCAGAGGUUACGGGAAGCUGAUGUACUUUGGAAAUGUGUCUGUGGAGGAAGGGCUGCACGACCUGACCUCCCCCGACCUCAGCAUCGCCACCGAGUGGACGUACUGCGUGACAGACAUCGACCCGAGCCACAGGAAGUUCUCUCAGCUUCAGGCUGCCAUCCGCUACCUGCUGGGGCUGGAGCCGGACCUGGAGUGUGACGAGGUGCUGCUGCAGCACGUGCUGUUCGACGCGGUGGUGACGGCGCCGAUGGAGGCGUACUGGAACGCUCUGAUGCUCAACGACAAGGUGGAGCCGGGGGUUGAGACGGCGUUCCUGGGUACUCGCUCCGGCCUGAUGAGGGUCACACGAUACGCCGGAGUGGAGAGCAGAGUGGCAAAGAGGUUUCUGACGGCGGCUGAUAAAGACAACCUGUUCACCAUGGAUCACUUCCCGCUGUGGUACCGCCUCGCCGCGGAAAACACUCCCGGGAGCUUCUACUAUUACCCCGUCAACGACAAAGGAGUGAAGUACGUGAUCGCGGUGACGUCAGCGAUCGUUUCCUCCGAAGGGAAGACGGCCAUGGCUGGAGCCAUCGGGAUACAGAUGUCCUUGGAAUUGCUGGAGAAGAGGUUGUGGGCCAUCGCCAAGCAGCCCAGCAACACAGAUUGUUCCACCAUCGAGGGAGUUUGUCCUCUGAGCUGUGAGAGCAUCGAUCUGAACUGUUUCCUGGUGGACAACAAUGGCUUCGUCCUGCUGUCCAAAGACAGGAGUGAGGUGGGUCGGUUCUUCGGGGAGGUGGACGGCUCGACGAUGGCGUCGCUGAUCAAGAUGGGGAUGUUCAAAAAAGUGUCAUUGUUCGACUACCAGGCGAUGUGUAGGAACAGCCAUCACCACGGCAACAGCGCCCGGCCUCUGCUCAGCCCGUUCUACGCCGUCGCUGCGCUGCUGAAGUGGAUCUUCACCAACGCUCUCAUGUUCCUGCUGGAGUUUAACUUCUGCGGCCUGUGGCACUCUGAUUACUUUGUGGACGCCAAGGCCGGCUAUCAUACCAGUCACAAGACUAAGAAGGUGGACGCUCUGCAGCCCUGCGACACGGCGUACCCCGGCUUCAUGUAUGACUCGUCGGUCAGAGAGGCAAACAGCCUGAUCAAGUGUGGACGCUGCCAGAAGAUGUUCGUGGUGCAGCAGAUCCCGGACAGUAACCUGGUUCUGGUUGUUGCUCAGGCAGACUGCGACUGCUCCCGUCAGUACGGAGCCAUCCCGCUGGAGCCCAAAGAGAUCAAAUAUAUCGCCACAGUGAAGUGCAACCGGAUGAAAUCCCAGAAGGUGAGGAGGAGACCGGAGUCCUGCCACUCCUACCACCCUAAGGAAAACGCUAAGGAGUGCGGCGGGGCGGCGUCCAUCCUCCCGUCUCUCUGCGUCCUGUCGUCCUCGCUGCUCGCCUCCACGCUGCUCCGCCAUUGGACGUAGACGGACCAAUCAGGAAGCAGGAUAACCAAACGUCCAGCAGGUAGCCAGAGGAGGGUAUUCACUUCCAAACAGAGACUCACAGCGGUGGAUCUAAAGGGCUAUUCCUCUUUUUUUAAGACUCUUCCUGAAUUAGUAUUACAGAGGAACAAGGAGGCGUCACUCUGAUGGAAAUCUGACGGACGGACGUGCAGCUGGAGUGGCUCUCCACUCAAAGAAUGUAUUGUCUGUGUAGCUUCUUUUUAUACAGAAAUAUUGUACACAAAAUACACUUUUACAUUCAGAACAUCGUCAAAGGUCGACAGGAAACUCAGAGGAGUCCAAAGCAGACGUGUUUUUGUGGAUUCAUCUCCUGAAUUCAUCCUCACAGCACUUCCAGAAGAUUAAUACCAAAAACACGUCUAGAUUUUUAUAAAACACAUCAGCCACACGUCACACUUUGGAAGAGAUUUCCUGGAGAAUCCUCUUGAUUUUUUAGGGGAGAAAUGAAAACUUUUCCCGGUUGUUUUUGUAAUUUGAACCUGAAUUUGGUUUAAAGUUGCAUUAAACAACAUGUUUGUAUUUAUUAGUUAUUUAGAACAAUAGUUUCAACACAAUUUAAAUGACUGUUAGCGUGUGAAGCAGGUUGAAACUACACCAUGAAACAGUCAUUUCAAACGCUGUAAUGGUUAGACCUCUUUUAAAAACACACCUGUUUGGUUUUAAAGGCGUGUUUUCAGACCCAUGAAUUAGCAGAAUGAUUGUAACUGGGUGGGUUUCAGGCUCCAGUGGUUUGACAUAUUACUGGUAACAAUUUCACAUUUUUAAUGAACCAUAAAUGCAGUUUUUUGGUAUAAAAUUGACUUAAAAAUAAUGAUAAAAUACGCUGGAAUUAUUACAUUUUAUAACAAAUCCUCUGUCAAAGGUAAAUCAUUUUACUUUCCUUAAACUCGUUUUUUUACAGUUAUUUAACGGAACUUGUGGUACUCAUAACCUGGUUUAUUCUCAUUAUUGUGUCCGAUCUUCGUCAUGCAGGUGUUGUUAAACUCUGUUGUAGAGAAUCAGGAAACGUGACUCAAAUUAGCUAAAAAUGAACCAUCAUGUCUUUUUUUUUUUCGAUUUCCCAAAUCUUUUCAGAAAAGUUGAUUUUGAUUAUUAAUAUUGCAGCUCCUACA